UAGUCGGGUGGCAAACAUGGCUGCAUCCAGUAUGAAAGGUGUGAGAUCGCUGUUAUUGAAGUAUGGGAGCUGCAAGAAGGCUUUGUUUGUGUCCUUAUCAAAGGCGGAUUUGCAGCUGCCUGUCAGACAGGUUUGUGUGUCAUCCUCUUUGUGGAGGAAGAACCUGGCAGCAGCAGGUCCUCAGAAGUACACAGAGGAGUUCAUCAAGAAACAGGUGGAGGGGUUUGAGAUUGGCAAACGUCAUCUGGCCAACAUGAUGGGUGAGGACCCAGAAACAUUUACACAGGAGGAUAUUGAUAGGAGCAUUGCAUAUCUGUUCCCCUCUGGACUCUUUGAGAAGCGAGCAAGACCUACCAUGAAGCAUCCAGAACAAAUAUUCCCUAAACAGACAGCUGUGCAGUGGGAUGCAGAUGGACGUCCUUUCAACUUUCUGUUCUACACAGGGAAACAGUCUUACUACUCUCUCAUGCAUGAUGUGUAUGAAAAGGUUCUGGCAAUACAGAGGCAUCAGGACAAGAUGAGAAAUAAAGGCCUUUUUGCCUUAGAUACCAAACAAGUUUCGCUAACUGGGAGCAGAUGGCUGUUAAAAGAGGAGCUGGAGGAGUUUCUGGUGGAGAAUAUUUCAGAUCAAGAUUACAUGAGGUUCAUCCAGCUGAUGGAGAGGCUGUUGUCCUUGCCCUACUGCUCUCUGGAAGAGGAGUGCGCACGGAAGUUCCGCAGGCAGCUGGAGGUUCAGUCCAGCAAACAGGAGAUUGCUCAGCUACAGCAUGACCCACAGGGAGUCGCUUUCAGUGUUGCAGAGGGCAGAAGGAAGUCUGCCAAAGCCAGUAUCACUGUCAGAGAUAGCAGCACUGGGAACAUCACAAUCAAUGGCAAGAACUACCUCCAGUACUUUCCUGUACUACAGGACAGGGAGCAGCUGAUGUUUCCUCUGCACUUUGUGGGCAUGCUGGGCAGGUUUGACAUUGAAGGCAGCGUGGAGGGGAGUGGUCACUCUGCUCAGGCUGGGGCUCUAAGAUUGGCCAUCUCGCGGGCACUGCUUAGCUUUGUCUCUGAGGGAGAAGUGGAAAAGAUGAGGCAAGCUGGUCUACUGACUGCUGACCCCAGGAUCAAGGAGAGGAAAAAACCAGGCCAGGAGGGAGCUCGAAAGAAGUUCACUUGGAAAAAACGAUGAACACGAAUGGGACAAUAUAUCACGGGGACCUCACUGUGUGAAAGAAAACAACUUCCCUGGAUUGUUGGAUUAUUCUAUGGCACUCGGAAUAGAUAUGAAGAGGUCCUGCCCUCUCUCCCUGUCACACAUAGAUUGUGACAACCAUACUCUGUGGAUCACAGUCAUAAACCAGCCCUAAUGCAUUCAAACAUGAUGUUAUGGAUAUUAUGUUUUCUCCAUUGGAUAAUCUCAAAGGGAAACUUUCUCUUUUUGAUUUUGUAACUUUUGUUCUCUGUGCACACUGUUUAUUAAUACUACAAAAACAUAAUUUGUCAUAUUUCUAGUUUGUUUUUCCUUCAAAUGAACCCAUUUGCUAGUUCUGUGUUGUUUUAAUAUCUUCGAACUACCACUAGAGGGCGACAAAUAUCAACUUGUGCUUAAAAUGUAAUUACACAUUUAUCUCAAAUAGGAUCAAGUUGUUUGAAGAUAUGGUUUGUUUGUUUGUAACAGACAUUAAAAAAACAUUAACACUGUCUAUUCUAUGAUAUAGCUGCCAAUUUUUUGGGCCAUAAGAAAUUCUACCAAAAAUGGUUUGUUCCUCAUUAAUUUUUGUGACUGACAUCAGAUUAAAUAUGCUUUUACAUUUCAAUAAUAUGUACAUUUAUUUUAUAGAAAUAAUAACAUUCUUGCAAAGCCAUAUUCUGAAAAAUGUUAUACCAAAUUGAAGUUUAUUUUCUAAGUUCAUAGUUUCUAGUUUCACAGGACUGUUUUAGCUGAAUACACACAAGGCCAUAUUCAGUACCAAAUGUAAAUGAGUACACCCCAAAAGAUUUCUCAGUCUCUUUUUAGAAUGAAUAACCAAAUAAUAUAUAUUUUUUUAAACCAAAUGAUUUAAGAUCAUGUUUCAAAAAUGAGUACCCGUACACCCCAAUGAAGGCUUUAGGAAUAAUACUUGAUAAAAUGCUAAUUAAUGGUAAUUCAACAACAGAUAAGUCUAAUCUAUCCUCACACAGGUGGCUGCAAGAUAAUUGACAAUUAAGGGUUGUAUUUAACCUGUUAAAACCUCUCCCAUUCAAUACUAACAAUAAUGGAAGACAAAUGUCACAAGACUUGAGAAAGUAAUUUCUUUACACUAAAAAUGUCAGGGCUACAAGAAUAUUAGUGAAGCAUUGCUAAUCAGUCAGAAUACAAAUGUCACAAGACUUGAGAAAGUAAUUUCUUUACACUAAAAAUGUCAGGGCUACAAGAAUAUUAGUGAAGCAUUGCUAAUCAGUCAGAAUACAGUAGUGACAGUGAUCCAAAAAUAUGGACUUGUGGCAAGUUCUCUGAGAUGUCCAGGCCAUCCAAGGAAGCUAACACCUCAAGAUGUGUGUUUUGUGCUGAGAAGAGUUGACGAAAAUCACCAUGCAAGGUCAUCACAUUUAGCUAAUGCUGUAGAAUGUAAUUACUGGGGUGACUGUUUCACAUGAAACAAUGCUGCAGAGAAGUGGCAUGCAAGAGUGUCAUCCAUGAAGGAAGCCACUACAAAAGCCAAUGCACAAAAAACAUCCAAACUGGCGUUGCAAGGGUGAAGAGUACAAUGAAAAAAAUGCAUGCUACCCACAGUAAAACAUGGAGGUGGCAGUGCUCUGUGGGGUUGUAUGAGUGCUGCAGGUGUUGGGGAAUUGCACUUCAUUGAUGACAUCAUGAAUUUAGAGAUGUACUGCCAAAUACCAAAAGAGAAGAUGCUUCCAUCUCUCUGCGCCCUGGGUGGCCGAGCACUCUUUCAACAUGAUAAUGACACAAAGCAUACAUCCAAGGCCACUGCUGCAUUUCUGAGGAACAAGAGGGUAGAAGUGAUUCAGUGGCCAAGCAUGUCACCCAACCUCAACCCAAUAGAACACAUAUGGGGAGUUCUGAAAAGACAGGUUGAGCAUCAUUCUUCAUUCAGCAUCCAGGUGCUGAAAGAGCUCCUCCAAAAAUGGAGAAAAAUAGACAUGGCAGUAUGUCAACAACUUGUUCACUCUGUGCCUAGAAGAGUUGGUGUUAUUCUGAAAAAUCUAUUCAUUAGAUUUGGUGGAAUUUGUUGUAGGGUGUAUUCAUUUUUGCAACAGCUAAUUUGAAUAAAAUGUAGUAAUUUCUUAUCCUAAAGGUGCUGGUGACCAACCUUUUAUGUUCAUAAUAAAUGUUUAAUAAAACUCAGUUUUGUCAAAAUUCCAAAAUGUUCUGGUGUUCACUGAGAAUUAGUUAAAAAUGUUACAUUUUCAAAAGGGGUGUACUCAUUAAUGCUGAGUACUGUAUAUGGCCCAUCUCAUCUGAAAGAAAUGAUAAAGACCUAAUGAAAAGAGCACUUUUGGAAAUUGGGCAUUAUUUGCACAGGCUACUGUAUAUCUGGAUGAUUUGUCAAAAAAGUCUGCUUAAGUGGGAAAUGCUGAGAAAACAUUACCCAAAUUAUUUUUGUAUUUAACAAAGAUGAGAAACACUGAUGAGUCAAAACAUUACAACUACAUACCUAAUAUGCUGUUGGUCCUCCGCAUGCCACCAAAACAGUGCCGACCACUUAGGCGUGGACUCUACAAGACCCUUGAAGUUGUCCUGCGGUAUCUAGUACCAAGACAUUAGCAGCAGAUCCUUCAAGUCCUGUAAGUUGCAAGGUGGAGCCGCCAUGGAUUUGCAGAUCCUGCAGAUCCCACAGAUUCUCAGUCAGAUAGAGGUGUAAUUCCUACACCGUUCACCUGAUUUGGAUGUAAAUACCCUCAAAUUAAAGCUGAAAGUCUGCAGUUAAAGCACAUCUUGUUCG
Molecule: messenger RNA, 3932 nt
Organism: Xyrauchen texanus (razorback sucker)
Lineage: Eukaryota; Metazoa; Chordata; Actinopteri; Cypriniformes; Catostomidae
Product: 28S ribosomal protein S9, mitochondrial-like
Exons: 11
Coding region: 17-1174 (385 amino acids)
Biological process (GO): translation
Cellular component (GO): ribosome; mitochondrial small ribosomal subunit
Molecular function (GO): structural constituent of ribosome; RNA binding
Source: RefSeq, a predicted model, not a curated record